GCACAACAACGUGAGAGUGAACGAAUGGAUCGUGGAAUGCGAACAAGGGGACCGCAGAUGGGCGGUGGUCGAGGAGGAGGUCGAGGUGGGGGUUGGAGUGAUUCGGGCAGUGGAGGUGGUUGGGGUGGUUCGAUGAGGGGACGUACAGAGCAGGGUGGUUACGGAGGUGGUGCUGGUGCUGGUCAAUGGGGAGGAUCUGGUGGUGGCUAUAGCAGUGGUUAUGGUACAGGUGGAGGAGGUUAUGGGGGAGGAGAAGGAGCCAGUCGAUCGGGUGGAACGAGAGGUGGAUGGUCUGGUUCAAGUGGAAGUCAGGGUGGUCCAAGGGGUUGGACAUCAGGCUCGCAGUCGUCACAAGCCUUAGGAGGAUGGGGAGGUUCACAAGGAGGUGUUGAUGCGCUUGGUAAGUAUAAUACCGAAAGUAUUGUUGUUUCAUUUUUAUACUAA
This is a messenger RNA of Anisakis simplex (herring worm), 444 nucleotides long. NCBI's taxonomy places the organism in Eukaryota, Metazoa, Nematoda, Chromadorea, Rhabditida, Anisakidae. The record is from the annotation of a GenBank genome assembly.